Molecule: messenger RNA, 1741 nt
Organism: Scleropages formosus (Asian bonytongue)
Lineage: Eukaryota; Metazoa; Chordata; Actinopteri; Osteoglossiformes; Osteoglossidae
Gene: ogna
Product: osteoglycin, paralog a
Exons: 6
Coding region: 226-1083 (285 amino acids)
Biological process (GO): articular cartilage development; bone development
Cellular component (GO): extracellular matrix
Molecular function (GO): protein binding
Source: RefSeq, a predicted model, not a curated record
UUGCGGCUCGCGCUCUUACUUGCUCUCUCCUGCAGGCAGCCCACACAGGGUUAAAGUCUGCUCCAUAAACUCCUGCUUAAGAAUCCCCUGGCAGCUUCUGGUGAGGGCUUUAAAUACUGAUUUGACAGAUUGUUGCUCCGCUUGCAGGCACUGAGAAAGCAGUCCACCGCCGCCUAGAACCUCACACUGUCCUCCCUGCGUCCCUGGUGCAUCUGUCCUGACAAGAUGGUCAUGCUCCGAACAGUCUUUUUCUCCUUUGUGUUUAUGCCUUGGGUUCCAUCUUCCACAGAGAGACAAUUCAACUCAAAGGAAGUGCGUUUACCAUUUGAUGACCCACAAAAGCCAGAGAGGGACAGAGCCUCUUUUGUGGAUUACGACCACAGCCUGGCGUUCAUGCCCGCAGACACCUCAGAUGACACCAUUGCAAGCCCAGCUGUGGGGGACCCAAGCGACCUGCCCACAUGCCUGCUGUGUGUGUGCCUCACCGGCUCCGUCUACUGUGAGGAGGUGGUCCCUGACAUGACCACAGUGCCAGCACUGCCAAAGGAGACUGCCUACCUCUAUGCCAGAUACAACAAAAUUAAAAAGAUAACGGUUAAGGACUUUGCUGAUAUUUUGACUCUGAAAAGGAUCGACCUCACUGGAAACGUCAUUUCAGAGAUUGAGGAUGGGGCCUUCUCCAAGCUGCACCAGUUGGAGGAGCUCUCUCUUGCUGAGAACAGGCUGGUGAAACUGCCAGUUCUGCCAGCCAAGCUGAUCUCCUUCAAUGCAAAUCACAACCGCCUCAGAACCAAAGGUGUAAAGGCCAAUGCUUUCAAGAAACUGACCAAGCUGACAUUUCUGUACCUGGCUUACAAUGAACUGGAGGCUGUACCACAGAUUCCAGAGACCGUGCGCAUUCUGCAUCUACAGAAUAACAAUAUCACGAGCAUCAGCGACGAGACCUUCUGCAAGGGCAACACAACCCACUACAUCAGGGAGAACAUGAAUGAGAUCCGGUUAGAUGGCAAUCCAGUAUUCCUAGCCCAAUACCCAAACAGCUUCAUCUGCCUCAAGUCACUGCCCAUUGGAAAAUACUACUGAGAAGUCUCUGUAAAGGGAUGAAUUAAUGGUGAAUUUCAUGUAAACAAGUCAAAUUAAUGCACAGACUCCUGGAAUGUUUUGAAGUACCUAUAAAGAAACAAUGUAAACUUGUGCAAUUUGGGUGAUAGCUUUUCAGAUACAUUCACAAGUAAGCUACCCCCAAAACUGUAUAUCAUUCUUAUUCUGUACCUGAUCUGACACUGAGAUAUGUCAUCACCAGUGCAUUGUUUUUCUGAUAUUCUUUAACACCCUUUACUGGUGUAACAGUGGUGGGGGGGACUUCUUGACAUGGACCAUGUGUAACUGCACCUUCUGUUUUCUGUUCCUUGGUCUCCUUAUACAUGAGGAAAAGCUUCCAGCUUUACCCAGAAUUGUGUGAAUUAUCUUCAUUUAAACUGUUUUUACUUCAAAAGAAAAAUGUACUUAGUAGGUAUGUGUAACCACAGGACACAGAUUAAGUAACGGAGUAUGACAGCUGCUCGUAAGAGUUUAACUCCAAGAUUUAUCAUAAUUUGAUUACUUCUCUUGCUUUUAAUAAUAAUGUCAAAGUUACUACCUAUGUGAUUCUACAGGCUAGUAGGUUAUUAGUAUAAUAUACAGUUUUGACGUGGCUAUAUUUGUGUAAUUAUUUUAAUAAAAACUAUUUUUUAUUUUAAAA